AUGGUCAGUACGACCAACGGCGCUGGUCUCAGUGGCAGUCCAUCAUACAACUACAAUGGGGUGGCCACCCUAGCUACUCCCGUUGUCAGCAGUGUGAGCCCAACCAGCGGCCCUGCUGCCGGCGGAAAUACUGUAUCCAUCUUCGGUUCUGGUUUCACAAACGCCACGGCUGUGGCUUUCGGCUCACUUGCUGCCACCUCAUUCACUGUCGUCUUAGCCUCAUUGAUAACUGCUGUUGCUCCCCAAGGCCCUAGUGGUGGCGGUAGCGUCUCUGUCCAUGUCACCGGACCUGGUGGUACUAGUACCAGUGGCCCUACCUAUACCUAUAUAGCUGCUCCCGUCGUUAGCAGUGUGAACCCAACCAGCGGCCCUGCUGCCGGCGGAAAUACUGUAUCCAUCAUCGGCUCUGGUUUCACAAACGCCACGGCUGUGGCUUUCGGCUCAGUUGCUGCCACCUCAUUCACUGUGGUCUCUGCCACACUGAUAACCGCUGUUGCUCCCCCGGGCCCUAGUGGUGGCAGCAGCGUCUCUGUCCGUGUCACCGGACCUGGCGGUACUAGUACCAGUGGCCCUACCUAUACCUAUAUAGCUGCUCCCGUCGUUAGC
Messenger RNA from Penicillium arizonense, 606 nucleotides. RefSeq names its product IPT/TIG domain-containing protein. The transcript has a single exon. The record is from RefSeq and is a predicted model, not a curated record. NCBI's taxonomy places the organism in Eukaryota, Fungi, Ascomycota, Eurotiomycetes, Eurotiales, Aspergillaceae. The annotation marks the transcript as partial.